AUGUCACCUUCAACGUUCUCCUCACUGCCUAACGACAUCGCAUGGCAAGUCUUAGCCCGUGUCCCGAAACGCCUAUACCCACUCCUCGCUUGCGUCUCCAAGAACUUCAGUCUUCUUGUUCGCUCCCCGGAGAUUCACAAGACUCGCUCUCUCCUCCGCAAAGACUCCCUCUACAUCUGCUUCAUGGACAUAACCAACCGUCCCCAGACCCCAAACUGGUUCACUCUCCGCAGAACCGAGAAUAAUCCGUCAGAGAAUGAUGAGUUCGUCUCCAUCGAUCUUCUCUUUCCUGAUCACGACGAGUCCAACGCCUCACUCAUCGCUCACGGUCCCGAGAUUUUCUUUAUAUGCGGGUUACACGUUUACUCGUCAACCUUAUGGAUCUUUGACUCUCGCUCUGGAGAGUUUCGCCAAGGACCGAGCAUGAACGUGGCAAGAUUGUACAAGAGCGUGGGCUUAGUUGGGAGUAAGAUAUACGUGGUGGGAGGCAACAUGGACGGCGACCUUCAAGCCGAAUCGUUUGACUUAAAGACGCAGACGUGGGAGCCAGCGCCGAGUCUUGAAGAAGAGAUGAAUUGGCUCUCUGCUGCCACGGUGUCGUUAGACAGGAAGGUUUGCGCGUUGAUGCUCGUUGGAGCCUACACUGUUUGCUACGAUACUAGGGACGGUUCUUGCACGGAGUUUAAGUUGAUGAUCGACGAGUGGUGGAAAACGGGUGCAUGUGUGGUCGAUAAUGUGCUCUACGUUUAUUACGGUAGAUUUGGGUUGAUGUGGUAUGACACUGAGAUGACGGUGUGGAGAGUGGUGAUUGGUUUGGAACAUCUAAAAAAGGUUAGAUCUGUUGGGUUGGCGGAGUAUUAUGGGAAGCUGGCGGUUUUGUGGAAAGAACAUAGUGGUGGUGCAACGAAGGAGAUUUGGUGUAGAAUGAUUGGUUUGUGUAGGUGUAAAGAUGGGAUCAGUGGGAAUGCAGAAUCGUCUCCUCAGCUUCUGGGGAGUGUCCCUCGUCACUUUAGAAUGCAUCGUGUUCUAUCGGUUUCGGACUAG
Eruca vesicaria subsp. sativa (arugula) is the source of this 1044-nucleotide messenger RNA. Lineage: Eukaryota; Viridiplantae; Streptophyta; Magnoliopsida; Brassicales; Brassicaceae. The record is from the annotation of a GenBank genome assembly.